Panicum hallii is the source of this 2991-nucleotide messenger RNA. Its product is annotated as probable purine permease 11. NCBI's taxonomy places the organism in Eukaryota, Viridiplantae, Streptophyta, Magnoliopsida, Poales, Poaceae. Gene Ontology annotation, molecular function: purine nucleoside transmembrane transporter activity. The record is from RefSeq and is a predicted model, not a curated record. The transcript is spliced from 2 exons. The coding region runs from base 1180 to 2565 and encodes 461 amino acids. Gene Ontology annotation, cellular component: membrane.
GCUCUGAGGGUGUGCACCGCAUCGCGCCGCCCCUCCGACGAUCGGCCGGCCGCUGCUCCCCACGCCGCCCCACCCCUUCGAUGCCAGCCGCGCGUCGCUCCCCGUGCCGCGCUACCCCUUUGAGGCCGGCCGUGCGCCACUUCCCGCGCCGCCUCGCACCUCGGCCGCUAGCCGUGCACUGCUCCCCACACCGCCACGCCCCUCUGACGGUGGCCACCCGCGCUGCCCCAUGCCGCCCUGCGCCGCCCCGUUCCUCCGCCGCCCACUGCUCCCUGCGCCGCCCCACCCCGCCGCUGGCGGACUGCCUGCUGCUCCCACACCGUGCCACCCCUCCGCCGCUAGCGGGCCGCCUGCUGCUCUAGUGCCGCGCCACUUCUCCGCAGCGUGAGGAGGGGAUGGAGAUGGAUAGGCUGGAGCUUGUUGAUUCCAUCUCUAUUUCUAGUGCAUCCUAACAGUCAUUUUGGUAUAGUUGCUCAGUUUCAGUACCAGCCUGAUUUCGUAUCGGACCCAAUUCAAUACCUAGCCCUCCAAUAUCCACAUUCAAAUGGACCUUUAGUCAAUUUUUAUAAUAGCAGACGUGGAUAAUUUAUUAGAAAAGAUAACAGAUCCAAUUACUAUUUUGAUUAGAGUUGUCGAAUCGACGGCUAGAUGUUUCUAAUUUUAUGAGAAUUUUUAGGAUUUUUUUAAUUUUUUAGAGUGUCCACCUUAAAUUCUAGGUGAUUUCACAUGGAGACUUAAGAAAAAGCCUCUUAUUACUAAUUAAUAGUAGUAAGAUUAUUAUCUCUUGUCAAAUCUCUUUUUUUUUCUUUCUCCCCCCUGUAAACACUUGUAUUUUUAUCGUGCGGAGAAGAGAAGAGAAACGGGAGCAAGAAGACGUCAGGACGCGCUGAGCCCAAGGGAACAACCACUCUAGCAGCAUCUGUCUUUUUGUAUAGGAAUAUAAUUCGAGCUGCAGAUCGGACACGUCGUGCCACCGCCGGAUGUAUCCUAGAGCAGCUCAAUAAUUGGAAAGCUUGUAUUCUUCGCCACAGGAGAUAAAAGUUUGCUUCCGUCUGGAUAUUCCCAUGCGAUCAACGUCAUCCUCCUUUGGGAUCUUUCGCAGACAUCGUUGAAUUUUUCGAGCAGGGGACACUGAACCAUAGGGGGAAAUGAAAUAUCUGUCAGUCGUAGUCGUCGCUCAUGAGUCGGGCAAAUGUUGACAGCAAAUUCAGACUUGCGCAACGCGUGCUGUCUAGUAUUUCUUUCUACUGUCUAUUCUUUCCAUCUCUUGACGGUCCACUUGUCGAGUUGCUUGUCAUCUUCAGAGCUUCAGACUUGCAGCGUACAAAUCUUGGUUGCUAUCUCUUUUCUGCAUGCCAUUCAAAGGGCUUCGAGAUGGGUGAAGCUGGUGAAAUUCAGCUGCAGAUCGCAGGUAUCCGAGGCCAAGAAGGCGGAGACGAUCAUGGACAGAGAGCCGGGAACGGUGGUGCAUGUCCUCCGACAACCGCGGCACCGCGGCCGGCGUUGUCGAAACGGCUCGCGUGGUGGGCGCUGGUCCUCGUCAACGUCGUGUUCGUCCUCGCCGGGCAGAGCGUGGCCACGCUCCUCGGCCGGAUCUACUACGACCAGGGCGGCAAGAGCCUGUGGAUGCAGACGGUGGUGCAGUCCUGCGGCACGCCGCUCGCCAUCCCGCUGCUCCUCUACUUCCGGACCAGGAAGUCAUCCUCCUCCUCAUCCGUGGCGCCGGCUGCCCGGCCGCCGCUCGCCAAGCUCGCCGCCAUCUACGCCGGCCUGGGCGUCCUCCUCGCCGGCGACAACCUGAUGUACUCGUACGGCCUCCUGUACCUGCCCAUGUCGACCUACUCGAUCAUCGGGGCGAGCCAGGUGUCGUUCAACGCCGUCUUCUCCUAUUUCCUGAACAAGGAGAAGUUACAGGCGCUCAUCCUCAACUCCGUCGUGCUGCUCACCUUCUCGGCAGCGCUCGUCGGCGUGAGCCACGGCUCGGACGGGAGCGGCAGCGACAUCCCCAAGGGGAAGUUCCCGGCGGGGUUCGCGCUGACGCUGUCGGCGUCGGCGCUCUUCUCCCUGAUCCUGUCCCUGAUGCAGCUGACCUUCGAGGAGGUGCUCAAGAGCGACACGCUCCCCACCGUGCUGGAGAUGCAGUUCUGGAGCAACACCGCGGCCGCGUGCGUGUCCGUGGCCGGGCUGUUCGCCUCCGGGGAGUGGCGCGGCAUCGCCGGGGAGAUGGCGGCGUACCGGAAGGGCGAAGUGGCGUACGCGAUGACGCUGGCGUGGACGGCCGUCUCGUGGCAGCUCUGCACGAUGGGGCUCAUGGGGCUGGUCGCGGCGGUGUCGUCGCUGUUCACCAACGUGAUCAGCACGGUGGGCACGCCGCUGUCGCCCGUCAUCGCGGUGAUCUUCCUCGGCGACCGAGUGGACGGGGAGAAGCUGCUGGCCAUGCUCAUAGGUGUUUGGGGGCUCCUGUCCUACGUGUAUCAGCACUACCUCGACGACAGUGCCAAGGCCAAGAAGAUGGGGGAGAAAUCUGACGAACAACUCCAAGCUGGAAAAAUCUCUGCAGAAUAAUGCUUGAUUUUUUCUUUUGGUUUCUGCCACGACCAACGAUCAUACCACAACGCUACUUAAUUGCUGUAUGGAAUUUCCUGUCAGGGCCGCUGGAAAAUGCUGAAAUCUCAGUCUUUUGCCGGCAGAAGUUCAGUUCACUAGUUCAAAGCUGGAUCAAGUGGAUUGGUUCCUCCAAUUGUGAGAUAACGCAUCCUGAAUACUUUUCAAAGCAAAACAUCACCCUAGCGUACCCGCUUGGCCGCUUGCCGUAUUGAGUACAUACUGAUGGGUGAUGCAAUCAUGGGAGCCGUAGAGAAAAUGGACGUCAGCAGCUGCAAAUCUGAAAGGGAUUUAUACUAGUCAUGUUUUCACCUUUUCACAUGUAACUGCUGCUUCCUCAGAUUGAAACUGAUGUUUUUCAUUUGAAAGGAUGAUGAUUGAAACUGA